AUGUCCAAACUAUUUAUUGGGGGUUUACCUGCUGGUUUAAAUAAAGGAGUCAUAUAUAAAGAGCUUUCGAAAUUCGGUCAUAUUGUGGAUUUAUGGAUUGCUAGAAAUCCCCCAGGGUUUGCUUUCGUUCAAUUUGAUAGUUACAGCGACAUGGAGAAAGCCAUGGGCGCUCUAGACGGUUCAACAAUAUUUGGUCCAAAAAUAAAAGUUGAAUUUGCUCGGAGUGGUAAUUUGAAAGCAUCCACGGUCAAUCGACACAGGUCCAGAAAUAAUAGAUCACCUCCUUUGAGUGGAUAUGGCAGUUCCUCCCUCCCUCGUCGUGGUGGACUCUCACCGCCUCCCUCUUCUAAUUAUUACGAUCGCUCCUGUGAUUAUGUUUCCCACCGUGCCCCAGAAAUAUUUAGUGCGGUGCCUUUUUCUGGUUCAACUAAUUUUCCAUUCCAUCCUCCUGUCUAUCCUGACGCUCCUUAUAUAUCCGAUUCGAAUAGAGGCUUGUAUGGUUCAAGGCGAGAAUCAAUCAGGCUUUCGCCAGGCUACCAUCCAAGGAGUCGUAGUCCCGUCGGUCGCGGCAGACGCAAUAGCUAUGAUCGAUACCGAGACGACAGAAAAGAUAAUGGGGGUGGUUCUUAUCGUCGUGAUCGUAGACGUGCAUCGCCCAUGCCGCCACCACCUUUCAGACGAGAGAACUCUCCUCAGCCACCUUAUCGACGUGGUAGGUCCCCACUAGCCUCUUAUAGACAACGUCCCUGUCCUACCUUCCCAUUUUCCUCUUUUGGUGGGGAAAUGGAAUCGGGAGAUCGUUUCCACUAUGGCCAUCGCUCGCCUCUUUCCCGUGAUAUACCGGAUCGUCGGGGAAGACGUUAUUAA
Rodentolepis nana is the source of this 867-nucleotide messenger RNA. The record is from the annotation of a GenBank genome assembly. NCBI's taxonomy places the organism in Eukaryota, Metazoa, Platyhelminthes, Cestoda, Cyclophyllidea, Hymenolepididae.